CUGUCAAGCACUAAUCAGCUGGCAGCUGUUGUCAAAUUUGACAAUCAGAAAUGAGUAAUUUACGGUGUUUUAAUGGGAAUUACCACUUAAAUUAGAUCUCUAUUGGGUAAUUCGUGGCAUUGUUUACAUUUACAUAAAAUAAUGAUUUAAUUAUCAGUAUUCACAUGAUAUCAAACAAAAACAAUGUCAGCAAGAGUGAAUAUGAGGCCUAGCAGCAAAAAUACGCUGUUGAAAGUUGUAAUAUUGGGGGAUGGUGGUGUUGGGAAAAGCUGCUUGAUGAAUAGGUUCGUUUCUAAUCAAUUCGACGAGCAUUCCUUCCAUACAAUCGGCGUCGAGUUUUUAAAUAAGGACAUUGACGUGAACGGAGACACUUACACUCUACAGAUUUGGGAUACGGCAGGUCAGGAGAGGUUUAAAACGUUGAGAACUCCUUUCUACAGGGGCAGCGAUGUUUGUUUGUUGACUUACUCGAUUGAUGAUAAGUCCAGCUUUCGCAACCUGGAGAUGUGGAAGGAUGAAUUUCUCCAUUACGCUGAUAUUAGGGAAAACUCUCAGUUUCCCUUCAUUGUUGUAGGCAACAAAUCAGAUAUCUCGGGGGCCCAGAGGGAAGUCUCCGAGACCGAAAGGGAGACUUGGUGCAACGAAAAUAACAUCACAGCAUCCAUCGAAACCUCAGCGAAAGAUGCAAGUAACGUCCAUGAAGCUUUCAGACUGGCCGUGCAACAAUGGAUAAAGUUGGAGAUGAGGGCGGAUAGGAGUGAAACUCCCUACAACGAUACCGUAGAUCUGAAACAGAGACAAUCGGGAAGUAGAACUUCUUGCUGUUCCGGAGGCGAUGAUUGAGGCUUAUUUGAGGUUAGGUUGUUACUUUUACACUUCUCGGAAGGCACAAUUGUGGAUAACUACCAGUGAUUUUUUAUUACCAAUGAUAUUCCAACUGGAUUAUUUUUAUAAGUAAUAUUUUAGUUAGAACUUGUAUUUAUUAGUUUACAUAUUAUUUACACUGUUAGUAAUAUUUUUAAAGAAAUGAAAAACCCAAUUGUGUUGGGUUUUCUCAAGAGGGAGGCCGCGUGUAUUGUUUAAAAAGGAAUUUUUUUUUAGCAAUCUGCUCAAAAUGAAUUUCAAGAUGUUUGUUCGGGAAUUGAUGCUGGCACAGCUCUACUUACAGUGGGCCAAAAGAAUAUCAAACAAUUAGCAAAUUUCGUUAGGUUAUAUCGGUAUUCUCGAAUUUCCUAUCUUUUUCACCAUAUUUCGAAGUGAUUUUUCUUGUGAUUUUUUCCAAAAUUUUAUUUUCAUUAAAAGCAAGUAUUUACAUAUUAUUUAAAAUUCGCAUUUAUUGAUUAGAUAAGUUGUCAAGAUCGUCACAAUUUUAAAGUUCACCUACUUAAGUCUUAUCAGAAACAUUUAUGGUGCUUAUAUUUUUAUCAAACGUUAAAGUUUCCUUUUUUCGGUUAAUCUUACAUAUAAUAAAUAUUUUAUAUUUACCAAUUUUGAUACCAUUUAAUUAGUUCAGUAAUAAGGAAGUGAAGGCUCAGAUAAUACACAAUCUCAUGCUCUUUCGACCUUUUGGAAGAAAUCGGAGAGAGAGCAAUGUAUUAAAAUUAAGGAAUUGCGAAAAAUUCUCAACAUUCCAAAGCGAUAUCCUUUUCAGUAGUGAAAAAUUUCAUGUUUCGAUAUCGAAACGAAAGUUUUUGUAUUAACUAAAAACCAGCAUUUUUUGUUCUUCUUCAACAGUAUUAUUUUGGUAAUUGGCAUUCCAACUAUGAUGAAAUUUUUAUGCAUAUUUAUUUCGACUCUGUUUGCUUUGUCUUUGAGGUGAGGAACUUAUGUUGGUGCUUGAAUAGAUGGAUACUUGAAAUUAUAGCGAAAUUACUGGAACGCUUAAUGUUGCAAUAAAUCUGUAUUUUACUAAUAAAAUAAUUAUUUAUA
Coccinella septempunctata (seven-spotted ladybird) is the source of this 1929-nucleotide messenger RNA. It is a transcript of the gene Rab9, whose product is annotated as ras-related protein Rab-9A. The record is from RefSeq and is a predicted model, not a curated record. Gene Ontology annotation, molecular function: GTPase activity; GTP binding. Lineage: Eukaryota; Metazoa; Arthropoda; Insecta; Coleoptera; Coccinellidae. The coding region runs from base 184 to 843 and encodes 219 amino acids. Gene Ontology annotation, biological process: retrograde transport, endosome to Golgi. Gene Ontology annotation, cellular component: phagocytic vesicle; lysosome; late endosome. The transcript is spliced from 4 exons.